Messenger RNA from Drosophila albomicans, 1693 nucleotides. RefSeq names its product probable hydroxyacid-oxoacid transhydrogenase, mitochondrial (gene T3dh). Bases 53 to 1447 code for a protein of 464 amino acids. The record is from RefSeq and is a predicted model, not a curated record. Gene Ontology annotation, cellular component: mitochondrion. The transcript has 5 exons. NCBI's taxonomy places the organism in Eukaryota, Metazoa, Arthropoda, Insecta, Diptera, Drosophilidae. Gene Ontology annotation, molecular function: alcohol dehydrogenase (NAD+) activity; metal ion binding.
CCCACAACUAGCGCUGUUAUCACUGCAAAGCAAUCACAGCUGUUGAACGAAGAUGUCGCGCAAAAAUGUUUUAAACUUAAUCAACACGAUCGUUGGUGGCUCAUGUAAGUGUCCCGCCCACUCGCAUAAUUAUGGAUCCACAGCGGCGGCCGCAAAGCAAACGGGAUUGAAAGAGUAUGCCUUCGAGAUGUCGGCAUCGACAGUGCGCUUUGGACCAGGUGUGAGUGCAGAGCUUGGUGCUGAUCUGUCCAACUGGGGGGCAAAGAAUGUUUGCCUGGUGACGGACAAGAAUGUGGCCAAGCUGCCAUCGGUGCGUGUUGCUCUCGAUUCGUUGGCUCGCCAUGGAAUCAACUAUCAGGUGUAUGACGAGACGCGUGUGGAGCCAACGGAUCAAAGUUUCUGGCAUGCUGCCCAGUUUGCGCGUCGCAAUCAGUUUGAUGCAUUCGUCGCCAUUGGCGGCGGUUCCGCCAUGGACACUGCGAAAGUAGCGAAUCUGUUCAGCAGCGAUCCAGCUGCAGAGUUGCUAGACUAUGUCAACGCUCCCAUUGGUAAGGCGAAGGAGAUUUCUGUUAAACUGAAGCCACUUAUCGCAGUACCCACCACGUCUGGCACUGGAUCGGAGACCACUGGAGUGGCCAUAUUUGACUAUCAGCGUCUGCAUGCCAAGACAGGCAUUUCCAGCAAGCAUCUGAAGCCGACUCUAGCUAUCGUGGAUCCUCUGCAUACGCUCUCGCAGCCGGAACGUGUGAUGGCAUUUGCGGGCUUUGAUGUCUUCUGCCAUGCGCUGGAGAGCUUCACGGCUGUCGACUAUCGCGAGCGUGGUCCAGCUCCCUCCAACCCCAGUCUACGGCCAACGUACCAGGGCAGAAAUCCCAUUUCCGAUGUCUGGGCACGUUUUGCCCUCGACACCAUACGCAGCAAUUUCAUCGACGCCAUUUAUCAGCCCGACAAUCUGGCAGCACGCUCUAGCAUGCAUCUGGCAUCCACCAUGGCGGGUGUAGGCUUUGGCAAUGCUGGUGUGCAUCUUUGCCACGGUCUCUCGUAUCCCAUCUCGGGGCAUGUGCGAAACUACAAACCCAAGGGCUACUCCGACAGCCAUGCUCUGAUUCCACAUGGCCUCUCUGUGGUAAUAAGUGCUCCGGCUGUAUUUGAGUUUACAGCUGCUGCAUGCCCAGAGCGUCACCUCGAAGCUGCUCAGCUUUUGGGUGCUGACACCUCAGGCGUUACAGCCGCUGAUGCCGGGCGUCUUUUGGCGGACAUAAUGCGAGGUUAUAUGCAGCGUGCGGGCAUUGAAAAUGGCCUCCAGGAGCUGGGCUUUGGCAGUGGCGAUAUUCCAGCUCUGGUUGAGGGAACGCUACCCCAAGAACGCAUUACGAAGAUGGCACCUCGCGAACAAUCGCGUGAAGAUUUGGCCAAACUCUUUGAGAAUUCAAUGCAAGUUUAUUAAACACUUACCCUCUUUUUUCUUUCUCGGUUAAGUUCUUUUUCACUGGGGAGCAAAUGUAAACUAACGGAUCUAUUUAGUGAAGUUGGCUGCAUUGAUUCAUUUCAGAGAUUAGUUAAUGUUCAGCUGGAACCAGUUCCACAGCGAGCAUAAAACUGAAGUGUCAAAUAAUUAGUGUUAAUCGACACAUAUGUAUAUUUAAAAAUGUAAUGUUAAUGUGAAUGUAAAUAAACCAAAACUUCAUUUGAA